Zerene cesonia (dogface butterfly) is the source of this 3189-nucleotide messenger RNA. Its product is annotated as inner nuclear membrane protein Man1-like. The record is from RefSeq and is a predicted model, not a curated record. Bases 122 to 2491 code for a protein of 789 amino acids. Gene Ontology annotation, molecular function: chromatin DNA binding. The transcript has 2 exons. NCBI's taxonomy places the organism in Eukaryota, Metazoa, Arthropoda, Insecta, Lepidoptera, Pieridae. Gene Ontology annotation, biological process: nuclear envelope organization; negative regulation of BMP signaling pathway. Gene Ontology annotation, cellular component: nuclear inner membrane.
AACAUAUUUUAAUAAAUGUAACGACGUUCUUAGCGCGUGUGGAAUGACGCGCCGGUGAAUUUUUAGUUUGUAAUACUUGACGUAAUUUUAUGUGCCCAAAUUAAACACGAAAGAUUUCAUAAUGGCCGAUCAAGUUGAUUCAAUGUCAGAUGCAGAGCUUCGCACAAAACUAGCUGAGCAUGGGUUCCCGGUUAUGCCGAUUACGGCAUCCACAAAAAAAACUUUGGUCAAAAAGUUGAAAAUGGUAUUGGAUAACAAAAACAAGCCUCGAAACAAUAUAGACAGCAAAGUGGAGAAUAGGCGCUCUCUUGCGCGCUAUUCUAGUGGUGAGGAGUCAGAUUUAGACACAAGUAGUGCUAAAGAAAAGCGGAAUCGUCGAGUAACCACUAGUGGUGCCAUGUUGCCACCAGUGACGAGUAGAAGACGUACACCGGUAAAAAAAGAUUCACCGGUAAAGCGUGGUUCCGACAAAGGUUCUGAGUCUGAAGAGGAAAAAUCUCCAGUACGAACACACGAAGAAGUAGAAACCGUGACUACACGUCGUGUAACGCGUACCUAUGCCAAUGAUCAGGAUGAUUAUGAGACUGGAUCUGACAGUGAUGUUGAUGUUGAUAAGAAAACUUCAACUCCGUUUCGUAGUAGCUCACGAUCCAGUGACUAUAUUUCCAGCACUUUACCAGCACAUGAUACAUCUAAAAGUCCACCAAAAUCAUCUAUUUUCUCUCGUCCCUCUCUUUCUACAAACUAUUCAUCUUCACUAUCAUCAUCUGAUCAUUUGAAUUCAAUAAGGUCUCGGCUGGGAUUGACAUCUACCUUAGGAGACAGGUCUUCUGUUAACAAUUAUACAUCGAGCUACUCAUCAGCAAGUAAUUAUCAACCAUCAACUAGUACAUAUCAACCUCCAGCGAGUACUUUCCAACCGUCAGCUAGUAACUAUCAGCCUUCCCUAUCGAGUGUAGAUGAGGUGGAAUCCCCAUAUUUGAGCAAUUUCACAAGACGAUUGUCAGCUCUGAAAUCUGAUCCACCGAAGACAACCUCAUAUUUGGACAGAGACACAACAAAUGGAAGUACAAUAUUGCCCCGCAGGUCUUAUAUUACGGGAGUAUCUAGAGGCGAUGCCGUCGACUACAAAGCGGUCAAUGAUAAGAAAUUUUUGAAGAAUAAUUUGGUGUCCCUCGCUCUGGUUGCACUGGUUGCUCUUUUUUUUUUUUGCUUAUUUUUCAUGUAUAUAGUGAAAAGAAAUGAUAUAACAUCUGUAGUAGAUGACCAAAACAGUGUAAUUCCAAUAUGUCAACUGAACAUCCCUGGGAACAGGCCUGGUAUCAACUGUGUGCCCAAAGAACAAGUCAGCUAUGCAAAGGAUCUGUUAAAAGUUAUACAUCCAGAAUUAACUACUCGAGCGGCUGCUUAUAAAUGUAAUAAGCCAGAUGUAAUGCCAUAUAUGACUGAAAGGGAAAUACUUGAUAUUGCUAGUGUAAGAGCAGAAGCUGUAGAUAUCAGCCAAUGUCGUAUGGAUUUAAAUAACUUACAAGUUUUGCUUAUACACAAUCCUAGAUGGGGAAUUAAUGUUGUUCAAUUGAAGAAUAAGUAUACUAAAGACGUAGAAUACAACCCUCUUUCCACCACAGAUGUUGUAGCACAACAACGGAGCAAAGGCACUAUCGCUUUAGCACUCUCUGAUCCAUCUACACCUGUAUCGUGUUUGUUUGUUAACACACUAUACUCUGCUGGUUCUACAUUUAUCAUAAUUGGAGUCAUUGCUGUUGUUGUACUGGGAGUACAGAAAUGCUACAAACUUUAUUUAAACUACCAAAAGAAGAAAAGUGAAGAAAUUUACUCCAUGGUAGAACAAAUCAUUGAUGUAAUAUCACAAGAGACGGAAGACAGCGGUGAACCAUACAUAUCAGUGGACCAUGUGAGAGAUACACUAAUAUCUCCUCAGAAUAGAGAGAAAAUGGCUUCAGUUUGGGAUGCAGCUGUGAAGUUCAUUCAGAAGAAUGAAAGUAGGGUUCGCAUGGAGGUUCAAUCUGUCGAUGGAGAAGAUUGCAGGGUUUGGAGAUGGAUAGCAUCACAUAAUAGCCCCAAACGCAGUGCCUCAUGGCAAGGCCAAGCGUUCGAGACUCAAGAAGGAUCUGUCAAUAACUUGACUGUUUCACCAACACCAUGUUUGAAAAUCCGUAGCAUGUUUGAGAAGAAUGACACCAAUCCAAAUCUAAGGACCAUCAUCCAAGAUGUAAUAUUGGAAAAAUGUGACCGUUGCAACAUUCUCCAUAUUGAUAUUGAAAAGUCAUCAUGCUGUGUUUAUGUAAAAUGCGCGAGUCCGUCGGACGCUGGUGUAGUCUACAAGAGCUUGCACGGCUGGUGGUAUGAGGGUCGCCUUAUAACUGUAAAAUAUCUGCAUUUGGAGCGAUACAUGCAAAGAUUCCCUAACUCCCCAUCAUCUGGCCCCUAUCUGAAACCUUCUCGCCAACGAAGAUCUUGGGAUGAAUAAUUGAUUUUUAUAUUAAUUUGUGACUUAACUCUUGACAUUGAUUGUCCUGUCAUCUAACAGAUUAUUUAUUUUUAUUUUUUAAUGCCUUGUCCCAUUUUUUUCUUUGUGCAUGGGCUGUUGUAUUCAAUAAAGUACUUGCCUUUUAGUGCUAUUUUGUUGGAAAUGAAUUAACAAUUGUCCUUUUCGUCUUUAGUUUGAUUCAUAAUAAAGUAUUUGCACAAUAGUAAGCCCGGAAAGUAAUGUUAACAUAACUGGUAUACGCAUUUCACUAAUUGUAAAUUACGAAUAAGACCUAAAUGUCUAUAAUAAUGCCUUAUCCAAAUUUUAGAAAUAUGAAUAUAAAAUUUUGUUUUUCGUGUUCAUGUUGUAAAUAUGUGACAUCACAAAGUUAAAAUAGUUUUUAUGAUGUAAGUUAAAUGAGUCAUAAUGGCUUGCAUUUGUUGAUUGAAUUUACUGUUUUGGAACAAAUUGUUUUAAAAUGUCGUAGUUUUGUAGUUAGUAUAUAUUUCUAAUUGAUUUUCUUGAUAGGUUUUUUAUCUUAAUUCUCCGUAAAGUGUAUUGUGUAAAGCAAUGGCACAACAAUAAUUUGUGUUAAUUUCUAAGAUUGACAUUUAUUUUGUUUAAGAACUCUUACUAAUCCUUAGUGUAGUUAUUUUUUAUGGAUUGAUUUUCACUUUUAAUAAAAUAUGAUAAGAUUA